AUGUCUUUGUUUUUCAAUGGAAAUGUUCCUGAAAUUGUGAUUUUCCGAAUGUACAUGUAUGAUUACCUGAAGAAGCGUGGAUUGUCCUAUACUGCUGAAAUUUUCAGAAAGGAAGGCCAUGUUACUACACAACCUCCCUUUGAAUUUAAUCAAUAUCCACAUGGAUUCUUGCAUGAAUUUUGGGUUAAACUCCAUGAUGACAUGUAUAAGCCUAGACUACCAAAAAAGCUACCAUCCUCCAAUCAGGCCCUAAACGUUGGUUCUAAAAGAGACACUACCCCUCAAAUAUAUCAAGAAGGAUAUUCUAUUCAGUCCCUUGCAACAUUUCGAAGCAUUGACUUGCUUUCGGCCUGCGAUUUUUCGUCUGAUGGAAAGGUUUUGGCAAGUGCUGGGUUUGGGAGGAAGCCUUUAAUAUGCUACAUGGAUACCUGUGAUUGUAUUACUACAUCACAGUCACAUUCAGCUCCUAUCUCAGAAGUUAGAUUUCAACCAGGAACAAAUAUAUUUGCAACUUCUUCCUCUGAUAAAGCACCUGGAACAGUGUUGUUUGAUCUUGCUGGGCACAAUGGUGUGGUAAAGUCAUUAGACUUCCAUCCAUUUGAAGGACUUCUUUGUUCAUCUGAUAGCUUUGAUGUAAUUGAAGUAUGGGAUCUCAUUCAGGGUGUUAGGAUGAAAAACUUUAUAGCAGGUGGGCAACAAAUAAGGUUCCAGCCUGUAUCUGGGAAGUUUUUGGCAGUUGCUAAGGGAAAUACUAUCACCAUACUUGAUAUUCAGACUUGGAAUGUUCAAAACCGUUUUCAGGGACACAACAAAGAAAUUUUUUCAAUGUGUUGGGAUGCAAAGGGGCAAAAGAUUGCCUCUGUCACUGAAGAUUGUGCACGUGUCUGGUCGAUUGCGGUGUGCGGACAAUGCCUACAUGAGUAUCAAUCAAAUGGGAAGAGGUUUCAGUCCAUCAUCUUCCAUCCUAGAUACCCUAAUGCACUAGUUAUUGGUGGAUUUCAGAACAUGGAAUUGUGGAUUCCUGAGACUGGACAAGUAUAUCAUAUUCAUGCCCAUACUAAUGCAACAAUUACUGGACUAGCAGCUUGUCCUCAAAAUGAAUUCAUUGCAUCAUGUAGCAGCGACUGUACUGUGAAAAUAUGGAAAUGA
Messenger RNA from Medicago truncatula (barrel medic), 1149 nucleotides. RefSeq names its product transcriptional corepressor LEUNIG. The transcript has 10 exons. The record is from RefSeq and is a predicted model, not a curated record. Gene Ontology annotation, molecular function: transcription corepressor activity; protein binding. NCBI's taxonomy places the organism in Eukaryota, Viridiplantae, Streptophyta, Magnoliopsida, Fabales, Fabaceae. The coding region runs from base 1 to 1149 and encodes 382 amino acids.